This is a messenger RNA of Leptinotarsa decemlineata (Colorado potato beetle), 1152 nucleotides long. It is a transcript of the gene Pef, whose product is annotated as penta-EF-hand domain containing protein peflin. Gene Ontology annotation, molecular function: calcium ion binding. The record is from RefSeq and is a predicted model, not a curated record. NCBI's taxonomy places the organism in Eukaryota, Metazoa, Arthropoda, Insecta, Coleoptera, Chrysomelidae.
CAUCUUUCCUUCACAUGACGUCAACAACUGCUUGUCUUUGUGAAGUGUUUAUAACCUCUUCUACUUGGAAAAAUUGAGUGAUUAUCAAAAUCUGAAAAUUAAGGGAGUGCCGUAUUUUAGUGAUUGUUAAGAAACUUUAUUGUAACACUUUAUAUAAAACCUUGUCAUUAAACCAUGUAUAUGAACCAGCCCUAUAGUGGAUACCCAGGUGGUCAACCUCCUGCAAUCAGCCCUGAGGUACAGGGCUGGUUUCAAGCCGUGGAUAAAGAUCGUUCCGGACAAAUAAGUUGGGAAGAACUUCAAGCAGCAUUAAUUAAUGGACAAGGUGAACAUUUUUCACCAACAUCUUGUAAAUUGAUGAUUUCGAUGUUUGAUACAGACAGAACCGGUACUAUAGGCAUUAACGAGUUCCAAUUAUUGUAUAAUUACAUCAAUCAGUGGUUGGGUGUAUUCAAAAACUAUGACAGAGACCAGUCGGGGAGCAUAGAGGAACCCGAACUGGCGCAGGCCUUUCAGCAAAUGGGAUUUCGAUUUUCUGAAGACUUUGUCAAGUUUUUGAUAGUGAAAAGUGAUUUGAAGAAUCACCAAAAAAUGUCAGUUGAUCAGUUUAUAGUGGCUUGCAUUCAGAUACAGCGGUUUACAGAGGCAUUUAGGGAGAAAGAUAAGGAACUGAAAGGUGAAAUUACGGUAACGUUCGAAGAAUUUCUUGGCAUUGCUCUAAAUUGUUCUACCUGAGUGUUUUUAUUUCGAGUUGUAAGAGUCCUAAUGUUUCAUUUCAUAUGUGAUGAUUAGAAUAUUCUUUCAAGGUGAUCAAUAGUUGAUGUUGCUAAUAGCAAGUAAUUACAAGUGCAGAUAUGUUCUGUGCUUCAGCAAGAUAUGAUUUGAUCUUAAUUUUUUAAAUGCUGAUUCUUUUGUUGAAAAUAAUCAAAUGAAAGCAUACUUGAAUCUAACAGCAAACUAUUGAAAUUAUAGCUACUUAAAAAGAAUACCCUGAUUUCAAAAUAUUUUUAUAUUCAGUUGUAAAAAAAUAUACCUAUGCUAUAAGUAAAAUUUCAUUAUUUUGAAGUAACUUAAAAAUUAUUAAAGGAAUAACAAUGUAUAUAAACAUUUGUAAAUUGUGUUUCAAAAAACAAUAUAAUGAAUUUCAAAUAA